GAAGCCAACGGGCACAACCCCAUCCGGGCCACUCCGCCAGCCUCGCUGGCCUCCUGCCCCUGGCCACCCCGGUGUGCUGGGGCCCACCGCUCUGCAUGCCCGCACACCCAGACUCCUAGACUGCGGCCAGCCAAUGCACACCCACGUCUCUUAGGCCGUGGCCUAUCGGCGCACUGCCCCCCAUCUCCUAGGCCACGGCCCGCCUGUGCACCGCCUCCCCCCCCAAGGCCGCGGAGCACCUGUGCCCCCCACCCCUGUCUCCUAGGCUGCGGACCACCGGCGCACCAUCCGUCCCCGUCUCCUAGCCCGCGAACCGCCUGCGCACCCCCGUCUCCCAGCCCGCGGCCCACAGCCGACAGACAGGAAAUGCCUGCCGCCAUCUUGUGCGCCGGGAGUUUCAAAAUGGGGCUGCGACUCCUGAGUGCUGCCCUGCUGUUUGUGGGCAGCGCUCUCCCGUACGCAGCGCACUACUCACUCUCUGAAAGGACUGGACGCGGCCCCUGGCAGGAGCAGGUGGCUGCCCCGGGGUGGCCUGAGGCCCCGCGAGCAAGGCGGAGGGCACCCCAGGCCCGGGAGGAGGGAGCCGCAGACGAAGAGGGCAGUAUCUGUUCAUUCCUCUCUUUGGACGGUGUCCUGUGCGUCUUCCCCACUUCUGUAGUGUUUGGAUUUGGGUCCCUCCCUUUCUGUCGUUCCAACUGUUUAUUUUUAGAUUGUGGAACAGCACCACUUGCAGAUGCAUUGAAAGGGUCUCGGAUUAUAGGGGGCACAGAAGCUCAAAUUGGUGCAUGGCCAUGGCUAGUUAGCCUGCAGAUCCAAUCAGGCAAAAUUCUUGCUCACAUAUGUGGGGGAAGCUUAGUGAAAAGUAAGUGGGUCCUCACAGCUGCCCACUGCACUAAGGACACUAGAGAUCCUUUAAUGUGGAGAGUUGUGAUUGGAACUAAUAACAUACAUGGAGGUCCUCCAUACUCCAAGAAGAUAAAAGUUAAAGCAAUCAUUAUCCAUCCAGAUUUCAAUUUGGAAACUUACGUAAAUGAUAUUGCGCUUUUUCAUUUAAAAAAAGCAGUGAGGUAUAAUGACUAUAUUCAGCCUAUUUGUCUACCUUUUGAUGUUUUCCAAAUGCUGGACCAAAACACGAAGUGUUUUAUAAGUGGCUGGGGAAGAACAAAAGAAGAAGGUAAUGUUACAGAUGUGUUACAGGAAGCGGAAGUACAUUAUAUCUCUCGAAAGAUCUGUGAUUCUGAGCAGAGUUAUGGGCAAAUAAUCCCUAACACCUCAUUUUGUGCAGGUGAUGAAGAUGGAAUUUUUGAUACUUGCAGGGGUGAUAGUGGUGGACCAUUAAUGUGCUACUUACCAGAACACAGACGAUUUUUUGUAAUGGGAAUCACCAGUUACGGAUAUGGCUGUGGUCGGAAAAAUUUCCCUGGUAUCUAUUGUGGGCCCUCCUUCUACCAACAGUGGCUGACGGAUCACCUCUACCGGGCAAGCAGUAAAGGCAUAUUUAACAUAAAUGUUCUACUUGGACAGGUCCUCAUAGCCUCAGGUUCUGUUGUCUUACUGGGAAUCCCAUAAUGAAAUUCUGAAGAAUCUUUAUCUUGCGUUGUGUCCCUUUCCAUGUUCCACCUAAUGAAACCCAUUUAUUCUUUUGGCAAGUAAUUGCCCGCUUUGCACUUCUC
Molecule: messenger RNA, 1673 nt
Organism: Acinonyx jubatus (cheetah)
Lineage: Eukaryota; Metazoa; Chordata; Mammalia; Carnivora; Felidae
Gene: TMPRSS12
Product: transmembrane serine protease 12
Exons: 5
Coding region: 367-1569 (400 amino acids)
Biological process (GO): acrosome reaction; proteolysis
Molecular function (GO): serine-type endopeptidase activity
Source: RefSeq, a predicted model, not a curated record